Molecule: messenger RNA, 3888 nt
Organism: Anneissia japonica
Lineage: Eukaryota; Metazoa; Echinodermata; Crinoidea; Comatulida; Comatulidae
Product: copine-3-like
Exons: 17
Coding region: 16-1785 (589 amino acids)
Biological process (GO): cellular response to calcium ion
Cellular component (GO): plasma membrane
Molecular function (GO): calcium-dependent phospholipid binding
Source: RefSeq, a predicted model, not a curated record
ACAAAGCGUUCAAUAAUGUUUAGAAGAAAACAUGGAAAAGAUAAGAAAAUGGCGGUUCCAACGAUGGGGCAAAAGCUUGCUAUGAAGGUGGAGCUUCGUAUAGAAUGCCGGAAUUUAAUGAAUAAAGAUGUAUUGUCAAAGUCAGACCCCAUAGUUGUUGUUGAGGACUUGAAUACUAAAACAGUGCUUGAUAGAACAGAGAGAGUGGUGAAUAAUCUGAACCCAAAAUUCGAGAAGAGUAUUUUCUUGGAUUACAACUUCGAGCAAGUACAAAAGCUGAAAUUUUCCGUGUAUGAUAUUGAUAAUGACUCGGCCACGCUAAAUGACGAUGACUUCCUUGGUGCUGCCGAAUGUACACUUGGUCAGAUUGUUUCCGCUAAGAAAUUCAGUUGUAAUUUGGUUUUGCAGAAUAAUACGUUGGCAGGCAAAGGCUCUAUGAUGGUGAGACAAAAUACAACAAAAUUGAUUCAACACAAAUUUGCUCAUUUCAUGUUGCCUAAUGAUAUUGCCAUUCUUUCCUUUAGAGCAACACAUCUGGACAAAAAGGAUGUUGUUGGAAAAUCAGACCCUUUUCUAGAGUUCUUCAAAGAGGGUUCUAAUGCUGGUGAGUGGCAGAAAGUUCAUACAACAGAGGUCGUCAAAAACACAUUAAAUCCAACAUGGAAACCAUUUAAGAUUCCUGUUAUGACGCUCUGUAGUGGUAACUUGGAUAAAAAAAUUAAGAUAGAAUGCUGGGACCAUGAUUUCAAUGGUAAGCAUGAUUUGAUUGGGGAGUUUUACACAACUCUCAGACAGUUGGAAGCGGUAAACAAGAAACAGGUGUUGUGUUUUGAUCAUGAUGAAGCCAGUGCUCCAGAUCUUAUUGGCGAUUUCUACACUACAACUCGACAAUUGAUUGAAAAUGAUAAUCGUCAGGUCGAAUGGGAAUGCAUCAAUCCCAAGAAAAAAGCUAAGAAGAAAAACUAUAAAAAUUCAGGAGUGAUAUUUUUGACUGAAUCAAAGAUCAAAAGACAGUACACAUUUCUGGACUAUAUAUUUGGGGGAACACAGAUUAAUUUUACGGCUGCAAUAGACUUUACAGGAUCUAAUGGAGAUCCACGAGAACCCACAUCUCUGCACUAUAUCAGUGAAUCAACUCCAAAUGAAUAUACAAAAGCUAUAAUAGCAGUCGGAGAGGUCAUUCAAGAUUACGAUACAGAUAAAUUGUUUCCAGCUUUAGGAUUUGGUGCCAAAAUUCCACCCAAUAAUGAAGUGUCUCAUGAAUUUGCCAUCAACUUCACUCCUUCCAAUCCAUUCUGUGCGGGUGUCAUGGGUAUUGUAGCUGCAUACCAGAAUUGUGUCCGCCAAGUUCAGCUCUGGGGACCAACUAAUGUGUCACCAGUCAUCGACCAUGUUGCACGUUUUGCUGAAUCUUCUAAGCAGAAUUCCACUCCAAACUUGCAGCAAUAUUUUGUGUUGUUGGUACUUACUGAUGGAGUAAUAACUGACAUGUAUGAGACACGCAAUGCCAUCGUCAGAGCAUCUCAUCUUCCAAUGUCCAUAAUUAUCAUUGGCGUUGGCGAGGCAGAUUUUACUGACAUGCAGAAGUUGGAUGGUGAUGAUGGAAUCUUGAAGUCGCCUUCUGGAGAACCAGCUGCAAGGGACAUUGUUCAGUUUGUACCAUUCCGUGAUUUUAAAAAUUCUACUCCGGCAGCAUUGGCAAAAUGUGUUCUUGCAGAAGUACCAAAGCAAUUAUCCCAGUAUUUUGACAUGCAGCAAAUACCACCCCUGAACCACAAACCUUAAAUGUUCCUGUAGAUGUCUUAAAUUCAAAGAAUUGUAUUUCUUUGUGAUAAAAUACUAUCAUUUACUUUAACAUAACUACCUUUAUCAUAACAUUACUUAGCUCUCAAAUUAAUAUGUUUAGGACAAUUUAGAAAAUACUUGAUAUUAACUUGGUGUAGAGGUUCAAAUUCUAAUAAUCAUCAUCAUCACCACCAUCAUCUUUAUCAUAUUCAUCAUCUUCAUCGUCGUCAUCAUCAUCAUCACCAUCAUUCGUUAUUAGACAUAAACUCUUUGUUGGAAACACUCAAUUUUCUAUAGUGACAAUGUAAUUUCCAUGUACUGAUGCAGUCAAUAUGUGUGUGUCCCGGGGCAUUAAGACACUUUACUUACCGUAAAACCUCGAGUAAGUCCCAUGGGCUUAAUCUCAAGAAGAAGCCCAUCUCGAAAAAAUGCCCAUGAACUUCUAAUCAAGAUAAUAUGGGCUUCUUUCGAUACAGUACUUACAUCCAGACCGAUGUUAUCUUUGAUUAUUAAGAUAGAGUGUCAGUAUUAAUAGUACUUUAUUGUACUAGCAUGGUUACAAUUUUAAAAAUAUUAAACAGAAUUUCAAAUUCCAUAGUUGAAAAAUGUUGUAUAGUAUAAAUUCCAAAAUUUACACCAUUCAUUUUGAAAAGAAGCCUCCUCUUAGUGUACAAAAGUAAUUUCGAAAAGAAGCCCCUCUUGAAAAGAGGCCCAUCUCGAAAAGAAGCCCAUCCAACUGUCCUGAAAGAAUGAAGCGAAGGGCCUCAACUCGAGGUUUUACGGUAUGUUUGUCUCUUUGGUACUGGAAUAUGCUGGUAUGGUAAACUGACUUCUUGUGCAGUAGGUGUGGUACACACUUCACAGCACACUCCCAAAUGCUGGAAAGAUAAAUGUGGCCUUGUUAGCUCAGAGUUCCAAAUUUGACUUUACCAAUAUGUUCCAACUGUGAGAGACAAACUACAGUAAGCCAGUUAUUGAUGGGACAAUCAAUGGCCAAAUUCAUUCUUAAAAAUUAAUAGGAAAUAAUGUGAAGGUGAUAUUAAAAUACUAAUACUAUAAUCAAUGUUUGAAAUUAGAUUUAAACUGUAAGAUAUAUAAAGUGCCGAAAGACGGUUAUAUUAUAUUCAUAUUAUUUUGUAAGUCUCAGAAAUUCUUUUAUUAGAUUGAAUUAAUUUUUAACAUAACAAAUAUAUAUGUUAUUAGAUACAAUUGAAUUUUUAUCUCAUCCUAUAUAAUUAUCCAAUAGUAUUUAACAAAUUAGUAUUAUUAGGCUAGAAUGCAUUGAAUAUUUGUAAUAUAUUUAUUUUUUUUUAGAUUUUAACAUACUUAAAAUAGAAGUACAGUGUAAGAGCAUUUAGAACUCCAUUAUCAUUCCUCUUCUAGACCAAUAAUAGUGGUGAUUAAAGAUAACAAUGGUAGUCAUUAAUCUGGUUACCAGAUUACCGCUACUGAACUGUUUCUAGUAUAACAUUUAUUUAAAGGGCAGUUAAUACUUUUUGCACUUAUCACUCUGUUAACCAAGAGCCUGGUUCACACCUAGCUUAAUUCCAGUUAACUGGAUUAAGUUAGAUGUGAACCAUUCAAUUUACUGUAUGUCCAUACUAAUAAUAUAAGGUUAUUACUGGUCUAGUCUAGUUAAAACUGUCUCAAUAGUCCAGUUGAUACUGUCACAACCAAUCAUGUUCAUGUUCUUAGUCACAUGACUAAUCUUAACCUGGAUAACUGGACUUCAAUUUGAUGUGAACACACCUUAUUUGUCAUUAUUAAUCUAGAUUCCUGGACAUAAGAUUGAUGUUAACGAGGUUAAUUGUGGUCAUUACUAUAACCCUUCUAACAGGAUUAAUAUCAUUAUUUAUGUCAUUUCAUAAGUCAAUCAAUAACGUAAUAGAUUAUCUUCAUUAUUUUCCUUUAUCACUGUAGUAAUAAUACUGACAUGUACAAUCGCAAGUGCAAUAAUUAGGCAUUUCUGGCAUGCAGGGAAACCAGCUUGUAUUUCAUAUUGUACGAGGCAAUUUGUGUUUACUGUAUAUAUUUAUAUUGUAUCUGUUUAUGCGAUCAUGUAGGUAAAGCCUGAAUAAAGACAUUCAUUGUUGUGUUGUCCAA